This is a messenger RNA of Trichoderma asperellum CBS 433.97, 309 nucleotides long. NCBI's taxonomy places the organism in Eukaryota, Fungi, Ascomycota, Sordariomycetes, Hypocreales, Hypocreaceae. The record is from RefSeq and is a predicted model, not a curated record.
CGGGAGAUGAAUUUUCCCUUAACAGUUAACGAGCUUCGGCUUCCUUUCCCGGGUUAUCUUGGCAAAUGCAGCAGCUCUUCCUCGCUUUGGGCUUACAAGUAGUGUUGCCACCUGAAGGAUUGCUGUCCCAGCGGUCGCAACUGCUUAUGCGCAUCUCACCAACGCCCUGCUGUUUGCGGAUAUGCAACCUUCAUCCAAAACGAUUUGGGCCUUUGUUUUCUCGUCGUUUCUUUUUCUUUUCUCUCCUCGGACUGCUUUGUAACAGUAGCCGAUUCUGACCUGAUGCUUACUGAACCUCCUACAGAGUGC